CGUUAACCUCUGGAAGAUAAACUUAUUACUUAUUCGGGGAUGCGUCGUGUGUCGCUGGAUAGACGCACUCAAAAAAAAGCGUUGGUGCCGCCCACAUUACAAGUCGUAUAAAUCGCCGCAGGUGUUUCGCCAUCACUGCACUCACUCUCUUCCCAUGCGCCGUUUUCUAUCCCCUCACCCGCUCCCCACUCACUGUUUCAUAGAACAGCAGUCGCAGUCUAGCAUAGCAUAGCGUCGUUCAGCGUCUUUCACCCAUCACUACUCCACCUUCCCCCCUCACCUUUCGUCUGCAACCAUGUCCGGAAGCGCACAACCGGCCAAGACGGCCCAAGUCCAGAACCAAGUGGAUGAGGUCAUAGGGAUUAUGCACAACAACAUCGAGAAGGUGAUGCAACGAGGUGAACGUCUCGAAACGUUGCAAAACAAGACGGAUGAUCUGCAGCAAGGCGCUUUGCAAUUCAAGCGUGGGGCAACGAAAGUCAGGAGGCAGAUGUAAGUUUUUCCUCUUUACAAGCGUUGAAGCCUGUUUCCUGAAUAGACUGGUGAACGAUGUUGGCGAAAAGCUUUUACCGUCAGCUACGUCUGCUUUUGCUUUAUGUAUGCAAAGGACUCACACGAACGCCCUUUUGUACUCUUUAGGUGGUGGAAAGACCUGAAGCUCAAGCUGAUCAUCGGAUCCAUCGUCCUCGUUAUCCUGAUCAUCAUCAUCGUAUCGGUAGUGAAAUCGGUCAACAGCGCCACGCCAUCAGGAUAAAUUAUCACCUUGCACGUCAACCACCCAUAGCGUUGUUGACUUCAGCGCUAGCAUCCCCGCAUUUUCCUGACGAGUGUAGCGUUCUCCGCGCCGCUUCUGCUAAUACCCAUCCCGCUCCGUUGCCUUUCGUCUCAGAACUUUGUGUCAACGCCUUGACGUGUUUUUUUGGACUUGGUUUUAUUUAAAUGAUACUCGUAACACAACG
Molecule: messenger RNA, 959 nt
Organism: Fimicolochytrium jonesii
Lineage: Eukaryota; Fungi; Chytridiomycota; Chytridiomycetes; Spizellomycetales; Powellomycetaceae
Product: synaptobrevin
Exons: 2
Coding region: 296-496 (66 amino acids)
Biological process (GO): vesicle fusion; vesicle-mediated transport
Cellular component (GO): SNARE complex; plasma membrane
Molecular function (GO): SNAP receptor activity; syntaxin binding
Source: RefSeq, a predicted model, not a curated record